Pistacia vera is the source of this 1281-nucleotide messenger RNA. RefSeq names its product WD repeat-containing protein RUP2-like. NCBI's taxonomy places the organism in Eukaryota, Viridiplantae, Streptophyta, Magnoliopsida, Sapindales, Anacardiaceae. The record is from RefSeq and is a predicted model, not a curated record. The transcript has a single exon. Gene Ontology annotation, biological process: response to UV-B. Gene Ontology annotation, molecular function: protein binding. Bases 70 to 1281 code for a protein of 403 amino acids.
CUUUCGCUUGAUGCGAAACCCAAUACCAAAAACCUCCCUGGUUACUUCUCCACUUCAUAUGAAUGGGAAAUGAAAAACUUUUCCACAAGAUUCCACCUUCCACUCGAACAACAAGAGGCCCAAAACCAAGAAAGGAAAGACACAGAAAAAAGAAACACAGAAGAAGAUAAACCUGCAGCUGAAACAAAAGAACAAGAAGAAGAAAGAGCGAAAAGCGAAUGGGAUUUCAAUCUUUGUACCAUUGUUUCUUCAGACGCCACUGGAGCCGCAUCAGAUACCCUCGGUGUCAUCGAAUUCGACCCCUCUGAUUCCAUCAUGGCGACCGGAGGAAUUGCAAGAAAGAUUAGAGUUUAUAAUAUAAAGUCUUUGUUGCCGGAAGAUAAUAAUUUCCAAGAUGUUAAUUUGUUAGAACACUCGAGCGCAUUUGAUUAUUGUAUUUGUACCCCGGCUAAGCUGAGUAGCCUGCGGUGGAAACCCGGAACCAGCGGGCGGGUCUUGGGAUCCGGAGACUAUGAUGGAGUAGUGAUGGAGUAUGAUCUGGAGAGAAGAGUGCCAAUAUUUGAACGUGACGAGCAUGGUGGGAGACGGGUUUGGAGCGUGGACUAUUCGCAAUGGGAUCCGGUUGUGGGAGCAUCCGGAUCCGACGAUGGCACCAUGCAAAUGUGGGAUCCACGUUGCGAUGGUGGGAAGUGUAUGGCCAAGGUGCAGCCCAGCGUGUCACGUAGUUCGGUUUGUUGCGUUGAGUUUCAUCCGUUUGGUGGAGCAUUGGUAGCCGUUGGAUGCGCUGACAAGAAGGCUUAUGCGUACGACGUCCGGAACAUGGUUGACCCUGUACUUGUAUUUGACGGGCACAGAAAAACAGUAACAUACAUUCGGUUCAUGGAUGAAAGUACUCUGGUAUCAGCAGGAACGGAUGGAUGUUUAAAGCUCUGGAACAUAAAUGAUUCGCGAAUAAUUAGAAAUUAUAAAGGACAUGUGAACAGCAGAAGUUUCGUUGGUUUAUCAGUGUGGAAAAAUGGAGGAUUACUGUGUUGUGGCUCAGAAACGAAUCAAGUGUUUGUGUACGACAAGAGGUGGGGCGAGCCCAUUUGGGUGCAUGGGUUCAAGCCAGUGGGUGCGGAUGGAGCCGAGAGUGGGAGUGAGCGUGGGUUCGUGAGUAGUGUGUGUUGGAGACAAGUGGGGAAAGAGCAGUGCACACUUGUGGCAGGAGGAUCAGAUGGGGUUCUGCAAGUUUUUAUGGGCGAAAGGAAGGCAUCCUCAUCGUCAUCAUCGGCUUAUUAG